Molecule: messenger RNA, 861 nt
Organism: Eurytemora carolleeae
Lineage: Eukaryota; Metazoa; Arthropoda; Copepoda; Calanoida; Temoridae
Product: zinc finger protein 675
Exons: 1
Coding region: 1-861 (286 amino acids)
Biological process (GO): regulation of transcription by RNA polymerase II
Cellular component (GO): nucleus
Molecular function (GO): DNA-binding transcription factor activity, RNA polymerase II-specific; RNA polymerase II transcription regulatory region sequence-specific DNA binding
Source: RefSeq, a predicted model, not a curated record
AUGGAGACUUCUAGUUCUGUAACUCCUCAAAGGAAGCCCAAGAAGAGUUAUUUUUGUGAUGAAUGUGAAUAUGUUACUACAAGAUCAUCAUAUUUAAAGGCACACAAGGAUUCCAAACAUUUAGGCGUAAGAUAUCCCUGUGCUGAAUGUGAUUAUGCAGCAACACGAGCACGAGAUUUGAAGAAACACCAUGAGCAUAGACAUGAAGGAGUGAGGUAUCCUUGUGAGCAGUGUGAUUACUCUGCAAUCACAAGUUCUGAUUUAAAGAGGCAUGAAAGGAGUAAACAUCUUGGUGUCAGGUACCCAUGUGACUUGUGUGAAUAUACAGCGACUGGGUCUUUCUAUUUAAAGCGUCAUAAAUCAAUUCAGCAUCUAGGAAUCCGUUACAACUGUGAUGAAUGUGACUAUGCUGCAACCACAACCUAUCACUUAAAGGAGCACAAGGACAGAAAACAUUGUACAGAGCUGAAUUUUCAUUGUCAUGCAUGUGUAUUUUCAACAAAUACAUCGUCAGCUCUAACAAACCACAUACGGAGUGUUCACCUUGGUGUACGGUAUCUCUGUGAUCAUUGUGAUUACUCAGGAACAACCACUUCAACUUUAUCAUCGCACAAGCGGAAAAAACACAAGGAGUUGUAUGACCUUGAAAAAAAAGAAAAAUUGGAUGAGCUGGCAAAGCGAAGAGAAUCAUCCCUUCUUGCUGUCCCAUUUGAUCUUGAUCUUGUUAAAUUUGAACCUGAUUAUCUAGAUAAUGAUCUUGUGAAAUGUGAACCUGAUGAUGACACUAAUAUUGUUGAGGCUGAACCCGACAUAAUUGAAGGUGAACCUGGUAUUCUUAAGGUUGAAUCUGAACAAUUGUGA